AUGGCGCCUCAUCUCUCCAUCUCGAACCCGAAUCCUCGGCGAUUACAAGGACCGAGCCUGCUCCAUGAGUUGAUCCCGCUCGAGAGUCAGCAUGGCUCGGCGGCCAUCGAGCACACAGACGCCGAUGGAAAUCUCACUUCACUGAGCUAUGCCGAAUUCCACACCAAAGCAAACGCCCUGGCCCGUCGCAUCAUAUCUCACCUUGGACAUCGCAGAAGUGAUCGACUGAUAAUACCACUCUUGAUCCCACAAUCUCCAGAUUUGUACAUCUCGCAGCUCGCCACACUGAAAGCCGGCGGCGCUUUCUGUCCCAUCGUUCUGGAUGCGCCAGAAGAGCGACUUCGUUUCAUUCUACAGGACAUCGAUGCCACCAUCCUUCUGACGACCGCCGACCAUAAGUCGAAACUGCUCGAUCUGGAGGGUGUGCGAAUUUUAGCGGUCGACCAACACUCUCCCGCUGUUGAUGACGACCAGGACGACCUGGACGUCUCCAUCACUCCUCAGGAUGCAGCCUAUAUCAUGUACACCAGUGGAAGCACUGGACAGCCCAAGGGAGUCAUACUUUCUCACUCCGCGGCGACGCAAGCACUGCUCGCUCACGACUUGCAUAUUCCGAGCUUCUCACGGUUCCUACAGUUCGCCAGCCCGACCUUCGAUGUCUCGGUCUUCGAAAUCUUCUUUCCCUGGUUCCGAAAUUGUACGCUGGUCAGCUGCGAUCGACGACGCUUGCUGAACGAUUUGCCCAGUGCGAUCAACAAUCUGAAAAUCGAUGCGUGCGAGCUCACACCUUCGGUUGCCAGCAGUCUACUGCAGGGUCGGGAAAGUGUCCCGUCACUCAAAGUGCUGUUGACCAUCGGCGAGAUGCUUAAACCGUCUGUGGUCGAGGCGUUCGGCGGAGACGAUGAAACGCCUGCAAUUCUACACGGCAUGUAUGGUCCAACAGAGGCAACGAUACACUGCACUCUGCAGACCAACUUUCCGAAAUCCAUGUCCUGCAGUUCAAUCGGCAUUCCACUGGAUACAGUAUCAGCAUUUGUGGUCAGAAUACCUGCAGACGAUGAUGUUGCUCCAUCAAACCUCGAAAUUAUGCCUCUGGGAGAAGAAGGCGAACUCGCCGUGGGUGGCCAUCAGCUUGCUGACGGUUACCUAAAUCGAGACGAAAAGACCCGGGAAGUUUUCGUUGAGCACCCGGACCACGGCCUACUGUACAGAACCGGCGACAGAGUGAGAAUGUUGCCCGACGGCAAGUUGGAGUGCUUAGGACGCAUAUCCAGCGGUCAAGUGAAGCUGCGAGGCCAGCGCAUCGAACUCGGCGAGAUUGAGCAUGCAGCUUCCAAGACACCUGGCUGUCGUGAUGUCGCAGCGGAAGUCAUUUCUGGCAUACUGGUCAUUUUCUGCGUUCGUGGGACCGAUUCUUUGACCGAUUCCUUGAUUCUCGAAACCUGCCGAAAAUGGCUCCCUGAGUUCAUGAUACCUGGCAACGUCGUGAUAAUACCGUCUCUCCCAUAUCUUGCGAGCGGAAAGUGCGACCGGAAAACAUUGCGUGCCGAGUAUGAAAAGUCGCAAGAAGAGGGCGAGGGCGACGAUGCAGUCCUUGAUGAGCAGACUGAAAAGACAAUUGCGGUACUCGGUGAAGUCUUGGGGCAGGAGGUCACAGCAUCGACUACUCUACCGAGCAUCGGCGUUGAUUCCCUAUCAGCUAUACGUCUUGCAUCGGCACUCCGUAAGAACGGAUUUCCCCAGCUCGACGCUGCUCGAAUUUUGGCCGCUCGCACACCUCAUGAUAUUGUGAAAGCGUUGAAGCGAGCUUCAGCUGAGCGAGCCACAUCCGGACAGACAGGAGAAUUCGACGCUUCGUACAGAGCCCGCCUGGAUACUGCAGUCGAGAAGGCCUUACCAAGCAUGCAAAGCGACAUCGAAACAGCAUUUCCUUGCACUCCAGUCCAAGUAGCAAUGCUCACAGAGACCGAAAGGGACUCCCAAGCAUAUUGCAAUUGGAUAGAGCUCUUUGCAGUAGUGGUGUGGAAAAGCCUUGCGCCGGAUCAAUUAAGAGAGAACGCUGACCUGCGUCCGUCCUUACGCAUUGGCUCAUCCCAAGAUUUGCUCCGCCCAAUCACUUUCUCGUCAAGACUGUGCGAUGGUGGUGUCCGAUUACUAGUCGAGCUCCAUCAUGCAUUGUUCGAUCAGUGGGCGAUGGAUGUAUUCCGGUCCGACCUUCUGGCAAUCUUGCACAAUAGGGAACGCCAACAACCCGGGUCCUUCAAGUCUGUCUCCGACUACUACAUAUCUUACCAAGAUGAUACCAAGUCUGCGGCCGUAAUCGACUUUUGGCAAGAUCAUCUCCGAGAUGUCAUCCCGUCACCCAUGCCUAUCCUCCGCGCAGGCAGCGUUCCCGACUCUGUACAAAGAACGAGCUGGCACGACUUCACGAUAAUCACCGAAGAUGUCAGGUCAAAGGCUGCCGCCCUCGGCUGUAGCGUACCGGCGGUCUUUCAGGCUGCCAUGGCAUUUCUCCUUGGCAGCUACGCUGGCACAACUGAUGUCACGCUCGGAUCAGUCUUCUCGGGACGUACGAUACCAGUUGCGGACGUCGACUCCGUAUUCGGUCCAUGUCUCGCUACGCUCCCUUUCCGCAUGGACUUCGGCGCUGUGGCAACAUGCAAAGAUCUGCUACGGGCUGUGACUGAUCGGAACCGAGCGAUGCAGAAGUAUGUCGCCACAUCGCCGACAUUUAUUAGAAGAGCUGCUGGCAUCAUGCCAGGAACCAAGCUUUUUGACAGCCUGUUCAUCUGGCAAGAAAGUACCGUCACUGGAGGUCCAGAUGAGAUCCAAGUGCUGGACUCUUCUGAAGACCGCCUGGAAUUCGGUCUCAUUCUUGAGUUCGAGCCAACUCCUUCAAAUGUUAAGGCGCGAGCCACAUACAAAGAGAGCUUGGUCGGCGAGGACCAGAUUGAAAUGAUGCUGCGUCAAAUCGAAUCGAUUGCAGCGUAUCUCAUCGAGCAACCUACUGGUCUCGUAGAUGCCCUGGGAUCGUGUCUCAGUGAUGAGACUCUCUCAACAUACCGUCGGUACGGUGCGAUCUACGACGGUGCGGUGGAAGGUCCGACUGCCACCUUCGUUCUCAGUCUGGACGGCGAUGAACGCAUACUAUCUUGUGGUGCUUUCGGCGAGAUCGCUCACAGUGAUGAGCAAAACGAGAAGGACGAUUCGGAUGCAUCCCGAGUGAUCAAUCACCCAAAGCAUGGCCGACUUUACCGGAGUGGAGAGACAGGAAGGCUGUUGGCAGAUGGCACUCUGCUCAUCGCCGGAAGAGUCGACGAUCUAGUGACAUUCAAAGGGACCCAAGUGGACGUGGCUAAGAUAAGUGCUGCAAUCGCACAGCACUCGGGCGUCGUCGAAUGUGCAACAUUGCUCUGUGGCAAACAAAGCUCAAAGCCAACGCUUGUAAGUUUCUGGGUUCCCGCAUCGCAAGGUCGUGCUUGCACGACGACAGCAACUGUCUCGAAGGCAGAACCACAGGCCAUCUCAUCAAUUUUUGAGCAACUGGAGGACAUGCUUCAGGACUACAUGAUUCCGGCAACGGUGGUACCAAUGAGCAAGCUUCCUGAAACGCAAGAAGGCAAGCUGGACAAGCAAUGCCUCCAGAGUAUUUUCAACGGCCUAGGAAGCGAAGAUCGGGACCAGUUCUCGCGGCCUCACAAUGCAUCUGGCGCUGAUGAGGUGAUCUCAACCCAAGAGCAGAUCGUUGCAGAAUUCUUGGCCGGGUAUCUGGAAAUCCCUAUCUUGGACAUUCCAUCGACCCGUAUCUCAAGGAACUCGUCGUUCCUGUCCCUCGGACUGAACUCGCUAAACGCGAUUCAGCUGGUCAGAUCCCUAAAGAAGCGACUGGACAUGGACAUCAGUAUCUCGACAAUUUUGAGCCAACCCAGCAUCACGCGCCUAUGUCGUACAAUCUCCGAUGACCGAAAAGUCGCGGAAGAGCAAGAAGCAGUGAAAAUCCGCGAGGUAAUUGCUGGUGACUUCACAAGAGAGAUUGAGGAGUCUUACGUUGCCGAUGGACACACCAUUGAAGCAAUUCUGCCGUGCACACCAUUGCAGCAAGCGAUGCUUUCAGCCACCUCAAGCGCUGAUGGAGGCGCAUACUGUGACACUUUGAAGCUGAAGCCAUUUGCAGAUAUGCAGAAGUUCGAGGAUUGCUGGAGAGAAAUGGUCAAAAGACAUCCGAUCUUGAGAACGUGCUUUGUCGAGACUCCUUUGGCGGCCUACCCGUUUGCGCAGGUCGUCUUGAAAGAUCAGCCUUCAAGUUGGGUUCACUUUGGCAACGAGUCGAACGGCAGCCUAACAAAUGGGCACGCGAACGGCGACCUCGAAGGCAACAUCUCUGCUCGUGUACCGCUCCGAUUCGAUGCUCAGGGGUCAGAUCUGUACUUGCGGAUGCAUCAUGCACUCUACGACGGAGUGUCGGUCUCUAUUCUCUUCUCGGAACUCACACGACUUUACAACGGCGAGCAACUUCCGAGUCCUGUUUCGUUUGAGCCGUUUUUGCAAGUCGUCUUGGCUCAGAAUGGACCACAUGCACUCAAAUUUUGGUCGACGCAAAUGAAAGACUUCAACCCUCAGCGAUUUCCGACACAUGGAGCUGACGCCCAGCAGCAAGUGGAGAAAACUAUUGGACGCAAGUUGUCGGUCCGUCCUGCGGUGCUGAAGGCGUUUGGCGAGCGACACUCUUGCACCACCUCCAUUAUGUUCCAGGCCGCCUGGGCAAAGACCUUAGCUUGCUUACAAGAUGGCACCGAUGUUUGUUUCGGCAACGUAGUGAGUGGAAGGACGGUCGCUGUACCCGAUGUCGAGCGCCUUGUUGCGCCGUGUUUCAACACGGUGCCGCUGCGUACAAGGAUGCACGAGCUUCGCACAAACAUGGACCUCAUUGCACACCUGCAAAGGAUCAACGUUGAUACGAUGCCGCAUCAGCUCACUGCCGUGGGCAAGAUACAAGGGCUGACGCUGGACCCAUCCCGCCGCCUUUUCGAAUCGAUAAUGCUAGUACAGCCACCCUCCAUCGAGUCCGACGACGUCUUCACCGAGGAGGGCGAGAUGGACAUGGGAAUACCGCUUGUCGUUGAAAUCAUACCCGGCGAGGACGAUUUUAAUUUAAAGGUCCAUUUCCUGAUCGACCGUGUCGCUGAAGCUAUUAUACCAUCCCUCAUGGACGCCUUCGAAGCCGCAUUGGCGUCUUGCGUGCGCUACUCGUCUAGCUCUCUGGACCAAUUUGUCGAGUUCGAUUCUGCUCAAAUUGCAGGCAAGCUUAAAGCACCUCUUGCGCCAUCCGAGGUCAAUGGCAACGACGAGAACUUGAGCAACGGCGAUACUGCUGGCUCUUGGAGUUCAGCUGAGCAGACAAUACGCCAAAUCUUUGCCGAGUUGGCUGAUGUUGACCCAGCCCGCAUCUCGAAACGUACUUCGCUGUACCGUAUUGGACUGGACAGUCUGAACGCUGUGCAAGUCGCAUCAAAAAUGCGCAGCAGCGGUAUGGAGGUCGAUGCUGCUGAUGUAAUGCAGCAUCAGCAUCCCGAGGCACUGGCAGCCUUCCUCGCUUCCCGGACGACUGAGCCGAAAGCUGAGGUCGGUCAAGAGUUCAAUCUGGAGAACUUCGACAGCGACCACCGUCAAGGUAUUAUGGAUAGUCUUGGCAUCGCCGAGGACAGUCUCGAAGCUAUUCGUCCGUGCACGGCCGCGCAGAGCGGCAUGCUGUCUCAAUUCAUACAGUCAGCCGGCGAACACUACUUGAACCAUACUGUGUACGAAGUUCCGUCUGAAUACAGCUUCGAGAACAUUCGCUCGGCUUGGAUGACAGUGCAGCGGAAGCAUCAGGUCUUGCGGAUGGGCUUUGCUCAGCUCGAUGAAAUAGCCGUGCCAUUCGCGAUGGUCAUAUACCAACCAGGCUCGUUCCUGGAGACGAGUGUGACUUCUCCUGACCCCUGCGAUCGCAGUGAAAUACAGCGUCAGGCCAGCCACGAGAUACUGCAUGCUCUGGAUGUCCCUGCUUGGCGAGUCGCGGUCAUGGAACUUCAAGGGACGAGGCAAAUGUGCCUAUCGAUGCACCAUGCCCUCUACGAUGCCGAGUCAUUGCAAAUACUACUGACAGACUUCGCUGCUGCGCUCCAUUCGGCUGACGUAGGGACGGCGACGACAAUUGAUCAGACACUCCGCACUCAGAUCGAGGGUGCAAUGUAUCGACAAGAUGACAGCGAGGCGUUCUGGAGGUCCACUCUGCAGUCUGCUCACCUCGUCAAGUUUCCAAACUUGACUCCGAACAUCAUCCGAGAGAGCGGAUCCUCCGUGGUGGGCAUGCCUUGCAGCCUAGAGGCAUCAGAGCUCAAUGCAUGCUGCAGCCGGAAGGGCGUCACCGUUCAGGCCAUGGGCCAGACUGCGUGGGGGCGUCAACUCUCGGCAUACACUGGCGAGUCAGAUGUCACUUUCGGGACUGUGUUCUCUGGCAUAUCUGCUUCGACCGCCAACCCAGAGGCUUUCCCUUCGAUUUCGACAGUCCCGGUCCAAUUCAGUUCUGGUAAGCCUCUGGAUGAGGCGUUGAACAACAUGGUGUCGUACAAUGCAUCCGCUCAAAGGCAUCGCUUCACGCCACUCUCUGAGAUUCAGCGUUUCGCGGAAUCUGCUGGAGAGCCACUCUUUGAUACUGUCUUCAUCUAUCAGAAAUCCCAGAAACGCUCGGAGGAGUCACUGGAAUGGCCAGUUCUAUACCAGACACUCGGGAUUGACUAUGUGGCUUCUCUCGAAAUGGAACUAACAGGGCCCGAGGAAAUAUCUUUGCGACUGCACUUCGACACUCGAAUCAUUCCUGAAGCACAUGCGCAUCUCAUGCUGCGGCAGUUUGACUCCAUCCUGAGACACGUUGCAGGCGAUGAAAGCGAUAAGAUCAACCUCAAUCACGACUUGUUGUCCAUCUCACCCCCUCGGGAACGAAACUUACCAUCUCCGGCUGGCCUCCUCCAUCAAUUUUUGGAGCGCACCGCUGAGCAGACGCCGCACAAGCCAGCACUGGAGUUCAUAACGUCUUUUGACAAUGAAUCGAAAGGCCGCAAGAAAUGGACAUACCAAGAUGUUAACGAUCGCAGCAAUCAAGUGGCCCAAUUAAUCUCCCAGCACAACGUUCGACCGGGCGGAGUAGUGGCGGUAUGCAUGAGCAAGUCGGCAGAAGCAACAUUUGCCUUCGCUGGUAUCCUCAAGGCAGGCUGCGCAUUCCUGGCGAUGGACCCGGACCUACCACUGGCCCGCCGAAAGUUUAUCAUCGAAGACUCCGGUUCGCAGCUAUUGUUCGUGGAUCCAGGCCGAUCUGAUCCGGAAAUGCAGAGCGUGGUCGAUCAAGUAGAGCUGACGGAACAGCACAUUCUGGAAUACACAAGCCAAGCGCUCAGUCUUCCUCCUGCCGAUUCUCAAUCCACUUGUUACAUUCUGUACACGAGCGGAACCACAGGCACCCCAAAGGGCUGCGAACUCACGCAUGACAAUGCGGUCCAAGCCAUGAUGGCGUUCCAGCGGCUGUUCGCUGACCACUGGACGGAGACUUCUCGAUGGCUGCAAUUCGCCAGCUACUGGUUCGAUGUCUCAGUACUUGAGCAGUUCUGGAGCUGGAGUGUCGGCAUCACGGUCGUGGGUGCGCCUCGGGAUCUGGUGCUUGAAGACCUGGCUGGCUUCAUUAACGGGGCAGGCAUUACACAUAUUGAUCUCACUCCAUCUCUGGCUCGUCUGGUCAAGCCGGAAGAAGUGCCGACUUUGCACAACCAUGUCUUCAUCACAGGAGGCGAGUCGCUGAAGCAAGAGAUCAUUGACGCGUGGGGUCCUCUCAAUACGAUCUACAACGGGUAUGGUCCCACUGAAGCAACCAUCGGUGUGACGAUGAAUCCUCACAUCGGUCCUGAUGCAAAGCCCUCAAAUAUCGGCCCUCCAUUCGACAAUGUUGGCGCUUUUGUCUUCGCACCAGGGACAGAUGAGCCUGUCCUUCGUGGCGCUGUUGGCGAGCUAUGCGUAUCUGGCAGGCUCGUUGGCAAGGGAUACCUGAACCGACCAGACUUGACCGACAAGGCUUUCCCAUAUCUGGAGCGACACAAGGAACGAGUAUACCGCACUGGUGAUCUGGUCAGACUCCUUGCUGACGGGUCCGUCUCAUUCAUUGGUCGACAGGACUCGCAGGCCAAACUUCGCGGCCAGAGGUUGGAGAUUGACGAGGUCGACGCCGUCAUCAAGCAGUCUGCUGAAGGCAUUUCUGACGUCGCUUCGCUGGUGGCAAAAUCGAACGAGGGCAACCGCGAGAUGCUGGUAUCGUUCAUUGUUGACCGAAAAUCCCACCACCGCGAAACGCAUCUUGUGCAAUCUGACGGCAGCCGUCAACUUGUGCUUCUGGCGGACUCGGCUUGCCGCGGCCAUCUACCUGGAUAUAUGGUGCCGACUCAUAUCAUACCGAUCUCGCGGUUGCCGCUCACGGUCAACAACAAGGUCGAUGCGAAAGUGUUGGUUGCACUCUUCAAGGACAUGUCCAACAAAGAUCUCCAAAUGCUCAAGGUCCAGCAGGGUGAAAGCCGGAAAAUGAGCACGGCCGAGAAACGCAUUGCAAAAGUGCUCUGCAAGCUUUUGUCAGUCAAUAUGGAUGACAUUCGCCCGGACUCGAACUUGUUCUCCUUGGGCCUGUCAUCCGUAUCUGCAAUCAACUUUGCGUCGCUUCUCAAACGGAGCGGCUUCAGCCGUGCCACUGUCGCCAGUGUCAUGCAAAACACCACUGUGGACCGAUUGGCGACCUCCUUGGCCAACGAGCAGGAUGCGGACAAGAGCAAUGUCAAUGCAAUCAAACAAGCCCAACUGAGUAUCUCUGCCUAUGGGCGGCGGCAUCUUGGCUUCGUGGCCCAAGCACUAUCACUCAGAGUGUCUCGCAUCCAAUCCCUCUACCCGUGCACGCCUCUGCAGGAAGGUCUAUUGAUGGAGUCGACCAAAUCUUCGGACAGGCCUUACUUCAACGAGUUCUGGUUCGAUGUGAGCGAACUGGAUUCAGCACGGCUCGAGGGAGCUAUCCGGCGAAUGCAUAGCCUGAUCCCAAUACUCCGAGUCUCUUUCGUGCGCACAGACGAAGGCUACUCGCAGGUGGUCGAUGCCGAGCAGGAAUGUCCAUUGGAGUUCGUCACUCUUGAGCAAAAAGAAACAGAUGCAUUUGUUGCCAAGCGGAAAGCAGAGUGGCAAUCACAAGUCGACGACCAUGUCUCGAAGCCGUUCCAAGCUCUCUUGAUCAAGACUGCUUCGAAAGCCUGUCUGAUCUUCUUCGCGCACCAUGCUCUCUACGAUGGCGUCUCGUGGGAAGUCAUGCUUGGAAAGCUGCAGGAGACUUACAGUACUGGUCAAGACGUCGAUUGCGGCCCAAACUUCUUUGAGGCCCUUCCCUUCGGCCCUCUCUGCUCUGCGCAGUCCGAUGCGAAGCUUUUUUGGAAUGAACACCUCGACGGUAUCGACUUCCAGCCGUUAGAAAGAAGCGCUGAAGAUUCUGCUGAUGGUGGUUCGUCCACUUCUGUCAGAUUCGACCAUGCUCAAAAGCUUGAGGCCACGCGAAGAAAGCUCGGAGUGUCCCAUCAAGCUCUCUUCCAAGCAGCCUUUGCUGUUGCUUUGCACCAGUUCGCUCCACAGGUGCAGGCUUACGGCCUGGUGCUAUCGGGGCGAUCUAUUGGUGUCGACAGAGCAGACGAGAUCAUCGGUCCGCUUUUCAAUACUGUGCCGUUUGGCCUGAACAUCCAUCCAGACGACACUUGGUACCAGUACCUUCAGCGAUGCCACGCUUCCAACGCAGAUAUGCUGCCCUUCCAGCACACUUCUUUGAGGGACAUCCGCAAGCUUUCCAACAGACAGUCAUCGGAUCCAUUGUUUGACACAGUCUUCGUCUUCCAGCAGCCUUCGGUUAUCAAGUCUACGCCCAGCGGGAUGACACUGAAACCAAUACAGAAAGAUUCACCACCAGAAUUCGGCCUCGCUGUGGAGGUAGAGAUGGAUCCGUCGGGAGAAGCCAGCGUCACCAUAGCAGCGCAAAAAGAUAUUGCCACCGAGGCGGCCAUUACCCAGCUAGGUUGCGACUUCGAUAAAGCCUUGCGCUGUAUCAUGGAGUCCUCCGGAUCCCAAAUAUCGGACGCAUUUAAUGUGACGAGAGCGAAACACAAGCUUUCUUCCAGGAAAGCACCAGAGCCUGACACGGCGCAAAGAUCUGAUAGAAAAUUCGUAUGGACGGCAGAGGCGAGAACUGUGCAAGAGGCAAUUGCGCAAGUCGCAGACUGCGAUGUGGAUACUGUCACCGAGCACUCGGCAAUCUUCACACUCGGCCUUGACAGCAUUGACGCCGUGAAGCUCGCGUCAAGACUAAAGCGUGCCGGCGUGUCACUGCCCGUCAGCAAGAUCUUACAAGCCCAGACUGUUGCCAACAUGAUGGAAGCGAUCGACUCGCACGCGGGCGAAAGCCAGACCGCAAUUCAAGCCAGCCAAUUGUCCGACCAAGAGAAGCAGCUUCAGAGCUUGCGAGAAGCGUUUGAUUCGAGCCUUGACAACAGCGUAGAGCGCAUUCUGCCGGUGCCACCAGGACAGGAGGCUUUGGUUGCAGACAUGCUACGAUCAGAGCUUCACCAGUACUACAAUUCUGAUGUCCUCAAGUUGCGAGAAGAUGUGGACGAGACGAGGCUUCAGCGCGCUUGGCAGACUGUCGUGGAUGCAUAUCCUAUUCUCCGGACAUCUUUUAUUGAAGUGGCAAAUCCAGAUCUCGACGCUGUCUUCGCUCAGCUCGUGCAUCGCCCGGCACCAUUGGAGUUCGCCGAGUUCCGAGCCGGCCAGCUCAGCGAAAUUGGGGACUAUGUUGAGAAAACCAGGCGGGAGGUACUCAAAUCCUACAGCCGCCGGUCACCAUUACGGUUAUGCAUAGCUACGAUAUCGACAGAGCGCUACUUGGUACUUUCCUUGGCCCAUGCACAAUACGACGGCCACAGUCUCGGAUUAUUGCAUCAGGACGUGUUGCAAGCAUAUCACCACAACUUCGAGGCUCGACCGCCUUACGACAAUCUGAUCAAUCAGGCCUUAGAUGCGACCGGACCGGCAGCUUUGGACUUCUGGCGUGGGACGCUCACCGGCGCAAGGACUGCACGUUUCUGUGACGCCUCUAAUGUCGGCGAGUCAGCCGCUACUUCCCACCGAGUGGAACGCGCAUCCAGCAUAUCGGUGGCCGAUACGAGGUCUCUUUGCCAGAAACUUGGUAUCUCGCUUCCAGCUCUUGCACAAGCUUCAUGGGGUGCCUUGCUGGCCAACCAUGUACAAGAGAUGGACGUCAUAUUUGGCGUUGUUCUGGCCUGCAGAGACAGUGAGGAAGCUGAGAAUGUCAUGUUUCCGACGAUGAACACCGUACCUAUGCGGAUGUCCCUCCACGGCUCGGGUGAAGAGAUGCUUCGUGAUAUGCAGAACGCUAUCAAUCAAGCAGGACCAUUUAAGAGAACACCAUUACGGGCAAUUCAAGCUGCCUGCGCUGGCACGGUGAGCCACCAGACUGCAGACAACGCUCUGAUCGAUACACUCUUCAUCUAUCAGCAAGGUCCUGAAGCGACAGAAGGAGACCCAGCCACGCUGUACGAGUCUGUCGAUGCAAAUUCCAAUGUUGAAUUUCCAGUCGCGGUCGAAGUUGAGGUUGUGAACGAGCAGUUCAUCAUUCGGGCAGCGUGCAAGAAUUAUGCCUUGAACGAAGAAGACGCCAAAACACUUCUUGAGCGCUACGACGACAUCCUCAAGUUCUUCGCAUACACCUCAGACAGAGCAAUGGUAGAAUUCUCGGGUAGGGAAGUCUCCAUCUGCGGAUUGGCACCGUUCGAGCAGAGCACAGGUCUCUCCACAUCUCACUCCGUCAAAGACGAACUCACAGACUCGGAAGAUGAGCCAGACGAGAAUGCUUCACUUACCGGAACCAUAUGUAAUGCCAUGGCGCAGGUUUCAAGGACACCAGUGGAAGAGAUCUCGUCCAAUGCCACGAUCGAGAGUAUUGGAAUAGACUCCAUCUCUGCGAUCAAAGUGACAGCACUGCUGCGCAAAUUGGACGUCAAAAUCUCCGUCAGCGAUAUGCUCAAAGCACAGACAGCGCGACGAAUGGCAGAAGUUGCCAGAACAACAUCUGAUGUGCCAGUGACCAAUGGAGACACGGCUUCGAAGUCUGUCGCAGGCGCCCUCGAACAUCUUGACUUGGUCGCUAUCCAACAGAAGGCCAACGUCCGGAAUGAUGACCUGGAGACGGUACUGCCUGCAACGGCCGGACAGCUGUACAUGCUCGCGAUGUGGCGGCGGACUAACGGUCAACUGUUCUAUCCCACCUUUCGAUACCAUCUCAAAACAACGGUCUCGGCUGACGAACUGUCGUCGGCAUGGCAAGAAAUCGUGAAGCGCAACCCUACACUGCGCACGGUACUAUGUUCGACCGGAGACAAGGCGAUCCCUGUUGUGCAGUUCGUUCUCAGACACAAUCCCCGCCCCGAAAACGACACACAUCGACAGCCGCUGGUCAAUGUGCGGCUGACAAGCGCCAACGAUGGAUACGACAUCGAGCUCAAGAUCCACCAUGCUCUUUACGAUGCGGUGUCGUUGCCGAUAUUGAUGCAGGAGCUUCAAACCCACCUUGCCGGCCAUGGUUGCGAGGACUCGACUGUCAAAUUCGAGGAGUUCAUCGCGCUCUCCGUCCGUCCGUCAGCUCGCCAGUCCCGUAAAGACUUCUGGACUGACUAUGUCCGCGAUGUCCAUCCUCACCGUCUCCCACAGUCAAAGGGCAUUUCGAAUCGCAAAGUCGAGAUCUUCAAACCCAACAUCCUCAGUCCUGGCGCCGACCUCGAUCGCUGUGCUCGCACGGCUCAAGUCACCGUCCAGGCCAUUCUCUUCGCAUCCUACGCUCGAAUAUACGCCCGACAUGCCGUGCAAGAAGCAGCGGGUAAGGAUGUUGUCCUGGGCAUCUACAUCGCGAAUCGUGCUCACUUGCCCGACCUUGAUCGCCUCACUUCACCCACUCUAAACCUCGUGCCGCUGGUCGUGCGGUCUCCACUGGAGACCGAUCUGUUGUCAUCCGCCAAGAAGAUCGACCGAGACCUGCGACUUAUCGGCGCGGUGGAAAAUGCGACCGUGUCACUGGCGGACGUUCUCGACUGGUCGCAUGGCGCCAUCAAAAUUGACUCGUUCGUCAACUUUUUGCGACUUCCAGCGAAUGAGGAGGGUGUCCAAUCUGAGGAAGUGCUUGUUCAGACGUCCAACGGAUGGGAAGAGGGCGUAAGCCGAGUCACAGAGCCAGCGGAAGAUGACAAGUCGUCCGUACCAGAGGAACUGGAAACGCUCGAGCCAGGAGAAGCAUACGGUGUAAGUGCACUUUUGGUGGAUGCGGUUCGGACUCGACUAAUCUGUUUCAACAGCACGCUCUCGAUAUUGAGCUUUCGCAACAGGGAGAUGCUUUGGCCAUGGGGCUGUUCUGCCGAGAAGACAUGGUGUCGCUAG
Molecule: messenger RNA, 13545 nt
Organism: Zymoseptoria tritici IPO323
Lineage: Eukaryota; Fungi; Ascomycota; Dothideomycetes; Mycosphaerellales; Mycosphaerellaceae
Gene: NRPS1
Product: putative Non-ribosomal peptide synthetase
Exons: 4
Coding region: 1-13545 (4514 amino acids)
Biological process (GO): secondary metabolite biosynthetic process; amino acid activation for nonribosomal peptide biosynthetic process
Cellular component (GO): cytoplasm
Molecular function (GO): phosphopantetheine binding; catalytic activity
Source: RefSeq, a predicted model, not a curated record